Molecule: messenger RNA, 1284 nt
Organism: Kluyveromyces lactis
Lineage: Eukaryota; Fungi; Ascomycota; Saccharomycetes; Saccharomycetales; Saccharomycetaceae
Gene: HFL1
Product: Hfl1p
Exons: 1
Coding region: 1-1284 (427 amino acids)
Biological process (GO): transport
Molecular function (GO): transporter activity
Source: RefSeq, a predicted model, not a curated record
AUGUUUUCUUUUGUACGACACUUUGAUGAGUGGAACCUUGCUGCUAUUACCUCAGGUGCUUCUCUUCCGAACUGGCUGAUAUAUUUGUGUGGUAUUUGUACAAUAGUUGCCACAAGUAUAUCCAUUAUUUCACAAUGCGGGCAGUUGUGGAAUUAUAGAAUUCCUUCGCAGCAAAGGUUGAUAUUAAGGAUCCAGAUGAUGGUACCUAUAUUUUCCAUCUCAUGUUUUGCUUCGAUUUUACGACCAGAGAUAGGCGCCAUUUAUAUUGAUCCGAUUAGAGAAAUUUAUGAGGCAUUGGUCAUCUAUCAGUUCUUUACGUAUUUGACUUUACGACUAGGUGGUGAACGGAAUAUCAUCAUCAACAUCGCGCCAAUGUAUCCACCGAGCAGGCAUGCUAUCCCAUUCUUUGGGCGUUACCUACAAAGAAUCGAUCUUAGUGAUCCUCACGAUUUCGAGACGUUGAAGCGUGGUGUUUUACAAUACGUUUGGUUCAAGCCAGUGUACUGUAUCGGUAUGGCAACGUUUGAAGCGUUCCAAUGGAAUACCGUCUGGUUAGUAAUAUGCUACAAUAUCAGUGUGACAUGGUCUCUUUACUGUCUCGCGAUGUUCUGGAAAUGUUUGUACACAGAGCUUUCAGUAUUCAAACCAUGGCCGAAAUUUAUGUGUGUCAAGUUGAUUAUUUUCGCAUCGUACUGGCAAAGUCUCAUUAUCAACGUUUUAACGAUUAUAGAUGUCAUUGAUAUACAUGGUGACGACAAAUAUGUGGCAUUUGAGAUCGGUAAUAGUGUACUUUGUGUUGAAAUGAUUGGAUUUGCUAUUGCACAUUGGUAUGCGUUUUCAAGUGACGAAUACGGUCCGGACAAGUACCCAAACUCUGGAAGGUUGAAGAUCCUCUAUGCUUUGAAGGACUGGCUUGGUUUUAAAGAUCUAUGGUGGGAUUUCAAGAGUGUAAUAAAUGGUGAUUACAGAGAUUACAGGAGCUUUGACUCGGUGGAAUCAAUGCUCGCGGACAGAGACACGCACUCAAGAACCAACAGAUUGACUAGGGGAUUAAGGUACACAAAUCAGGGUAUGUCAUCUUACUGGGUCGGAUCUAGUGGAUAUGGCAGCACCGAAACUGAUAACGGGAACGAUUUAGAAUCGGCAUGGACUGAUAUCACUGAAGGUUUGAAUUUGCCAAGGUAUAUUCCAGAGGACAGCAAUUAUCCAGUGGUCUGGGACGCAACAUCACAUCGAUAUGAUGCUAGAAUUGAUGAUUUGAGGAAACAAAUGAGGUCGAAGUAA